ACUUUACAAGAAAGGUUUUGUGAUUCAGAAUUGGUUGAACGAUUAUACGGCCAAAUAAUAUGUCUUGCAGCCAUUAACAUACUACUAUCCAUAACUGCAUUUAUGGGGAACACACUGAUCUUAGUUGCUCUUUACAAGGACAGUUCCCUUCAGCUGGCGUCAAAGUUUUUAUUUCGUAACUUAGCCAUCACAGAUCUUUGUGUUGGAGGCAUUUUACAACCUUUAAAUGUUACCUAUUGGAUUUCUGUGCUUAAGGAACGCUGGGAUAUUUGUCGUUUCACUUUAGAUUCAAGUUUCAUUGCAAGUUUUAUAUUGUGUUCCGUCUCUUUGUUAACAACAACUACAAUAGGCGUGGAUAGACUUCUUAUCGUGUCAUUGGGACUAAGAUACAGACAGGGUGUUCGUUUGAAGCGAACAUACGAGAUAAAUGUAGCUUGUUUCUGGGUAAUAUCCACUGUUGCAUCAAGCAUGUAUUUUUGGAAUUACAAUAUAACGCUGUGGUUUAGCUAUAUAGGAUUAUCAGUCUGCUUAAUAAUUUCAAUCGUCUCUUACACCAAAAUUUUCAUUUUUCUUCAUCAACAAAAACUGCAAAUAAGCGUUCAUGAAAAUCGAUGGAAUCAAGCAAAUCCGGUCGGCAAUGUAGCUCGAUACAGAAAGGCAGUGUCUACUGCUCUAUGGCUUCAGUUCACAUUAGUUGUUUGUUACUUACCCUAUGGUAUACUAGCGAAUUUUUGGAAUAGCAACCUUUUUACGUUUUCAGCGAGAUAUUUUGCAGUAACUUUAGUUUACCUCAACUCCUCAUUAAAUCCUUUGUUGUAUUGCUGGAAAAUCAGAGAAGUACGACAGGCGGUGAAGAGUACAAUACGACAACUUUUAUGCUCAUGGGAAUAA
Molecule: messenger RNA, 891 nt
Organism: Porites lobata
Lineage: Eukaryota; Metazoa; Cnidaria; Anthozoa; Scleractinia; Poritidae
Source: the annotation of a GenBank genome assembly